ACAAACGAACAGACGACGGGCGUUGGAUUCACCGUCAUCUCCAUCAGCUGCUCAAGGCUGCUGAUUGAGGAUUGAGGUGUGGAUCAGCCAGUUUGCCUUCAACAACAGAGCUCUUUGUGUGGUUAAGCUGAUCUUUCGCAUCCAUCAGUCUCCAUAAACUUCAAGAAAUGGGAAACAGGUCUUCUUUGCUGCUUCGCGACGAGGAGAUUGCCCAAAUUCAGGAAGAGACCGGAUUUACACCAAAUCAGAUUGAGCGUUUGUACAGCCGAUUUACAAGCUUGGAUCGUGGUGACUGUGGCACACUAAGUCGAGAGGACUUUCUUCGCAUACCAGAGUUAGCCAUUAAUCCUCUGGGUGAUCGCAUUGUGCAUGCCUUCUUUGAGGAUGGUGCUGAUCGGGUAAAUUUCCGACAGUUCAUGCAGGUUUUGGCCCGCUUUCGUCCUAUUAAGAAGACCAAGGAUAACAAAUUGAAUUCUAGGGAACAAAAACUUCGAUUUGCAUUUAAAAUGUAUGACCUGGACAACGACGACAAGGUAUCAAGAGAUGAAUUGCUUGCAAUUCUUCACAUGAUGGUGGGAGCCAAUAUAAGUGAAGAACAACUUACGAGUAUAGCAGAGCGAACUAUCAUGGAAGCUGAUCAAAAUGGAGAUCAAAUGAUCUCAUUUGAAGAGUUUUGCAAAGCCUUGGAAAGAACAGAUGUGGAACAAAAAAUGUCUAUUCGUUUCCUGAACUAAUAUGCAGCCUCAGGGCUUAAGAUUAUUGGCAAUGUUUGUUACCAUUAUAAUUUAUCAUUAUAUUUUCAUAUACAGUACAUGUGUAUACAUAUUUGUGUUUAUUAGAUGUAUGGAACAAGUUACAGACUCUCACUUUGUAGUAGCCUGAGUUGCUCAUUUUGUGAUGCUAUUUGUGAUAAGAUAGGUAUGAUUGAGAGUUGCCAGAAAUGUUUUACCAGCGUUCUGUCCAUCAGAACAGAACUUUGUCAGUAAUCAUCAAUAUGCACAUAAGGAUGAUGCAUCAACCAUGUGGCGAUUUAUACUCUUUUCCAGUCCAUUUGUACAGUUCAGUUUAGAGAUUUGCAACUUAUUGACCCCUGUAAUUAAUUUCAGGACAUUAUAGCAAAGUUACCUUGUGAUUACCAGAAAUGCAGUAGUGUGGUAGAAGUGACAAUCUAUUUUGAUACCUGUUGAUUUGCUUAAGUAUUCAACUUAACAUGUUCAAUGCUCUCUGCUGGCAACUUACAUUAUCUGAACAUUUGAACUCAAAUAGACAUGAAAACAAAACUUGCUUCUGCAUGUGCGUUUCACAUGAUCAUCAUUAUGUUCAAGUGAGCUGCUAGCCGCCCUUUUCAAUUUUUCAGUGUCAGGUUUGUUCCACCAAAGAAAUUUACACUGGCAUAUUCAAUUCAUUCUUCUGUGUAUGAACGUUUAUAGAUAUUUUGCACUUAAGCAUUUUACCGGGUCUAGAAUGUAUUCUUUGUAUGUAUUAGUAAAAAUAAAGCAUUCAAAAUAAA
Molecule: messenger RNA, 1510 nt
Organism: Thrips palmi
Lineage: Eukaryota; Metazoa; Arthropoda; Insecta; Thysanoptera; Thripidae
Gene: elm
Product: calcineurin B homologous protein 1
Exons: 4
Coding region: 168-734 (188 amino acids)
Molecular function (GO): calcium ion binding
Source: RefSeq, a predicted model, not a curated record